AUGCGGUCUAAUCUUCUUUUUGUCAGCCUUUGGGAUGCUACGUCUGAACUUGCGGGGCCUUGCAAACCCUCGUUAAUAACAACCUCUACAGAAGGCCUCGCUACAAUUACGUCUCUGACAGAGGAAUCUUCUUCCACAAUUCCCUCUACCUCUUUGGAUGAGUCACAUGGAACAACGACUUUGACGACAAGCGCAACGGUUACGGUGGAUACAACUUCCUAUCUUUCUGAAACAACUACCACCGAAGGCACUAUUGAAACAUCAGAGGCGGAAGAAUCUACCGAAAUGGACAUUACUACUUCCUUUGAGAUUACCACCACCAUCGACACUACAAGUGCAGCUGCAACUACAAGUGCAGCUCCUUUAUCCUGUGCCCAACUUGACAAUCCAUACACCGUCGAUGGUGCUCAAUUUGGACUUGAGUGUUGCACUGGUAUUUUGGGAGGCGCAGGUAUUGCCAAUGUUUGGACGGAUGAUUUCGUAUCUUGUAUUAAGGCAUGCGCUGAUGAACCUUCCUGUAACGCUGCGCAGCGCAGACCAUCCACUGGGAUUUGCUCCCUGUUCUCAAGCUUUGCGACAACAGACGCAGACGUCGAUUCUGACUCCUGCUUCAGAAAGGAAGACACUACUACAACUACAGACAUCGCUAUCGAAACAGCUGCCUAA
This is a messenger RNA of Fusarium oxysporum Fo47, 666 nucleotides long. RefSeq lists its product as uncharacterized. The coding region runs from base 1 to 666 and encodes 221 amino acids. The transcript has 2 exons. The record is from RefSeq and is a predicted model, not a curated record. Lineage: Eukaryota; Fungi; Ascomycota; Sordariomycetes; Hypocreales; Nectriaceae.